Messenger RNA from Aureobasidium pullulans EXF-150, 1582 nucleotides. RefSeq lists its product as uncharacterized. The record is from RefSeq and is a predicted model, not a curated record. Bases 198 to 1313 code for a protein of 371 amino acids. NCBI's taxonomy places the organism in Eukaryota, Fungi, Ascomycota, Dothideomycetes, Dothideales, Saccotheciaceae. The transcript has 2 exons.
UUGAAUGGUCAAAACGCCCUUACGUUUUGACAGCCAGUUCCACCAGCAGCAUCGUGAACGGCAGAGCGAACCAAGCUAGUUCCAGAAUUGGAAGGAAACCCUGGUUUGGACGCCUAAUGUCCUCCUUCGCGUCCCCUUGGUAAGAUCAUCAUCAUGUCUCAUUACCACAAAUACCUCAACACGUGUGUAUCGCAAGUAUGCCUACGACAAGCCAGACUAUCCUCGGCAAACGACGCGCCGAAUCCCCUAUUCCGCAACCGCCUGCAAAAAGGCCUGUUCCCGUCGAACCUUUGAGAACCUCAUCUCAGACCCACAAACAGUACGCCAUCGCCCCAGAAGCGGCCGAAGACGAAUUCAAAAUCGACUAUGAGGCCACCAACGCAGCUUUCUUGGAGCUUUGGUCUGCCGUGGUAGCGGAGCAUGUGUAUCCCGAAUUACCUUGGGAAGCCUGCUCGAAUAUUAGAAACGCCGUGCUGGUACUCUGUAUGGCUCUCGGGGAUGGAUUUUUCGAAGAUGCUGUCAAGCGAGAUGUCGUAUGCGAGCCAUUACAUCAGCCGAAAUGUAAUUUUGGAGGCCAAAUCAAAAGCAAAUCCAAUGACCGGGAUGAGAACGAGCUCGUGAAAGAAGUGCAGAAUGACAUGAAAGAAUGGAAGGAGGCCGCCGAACGCAAGGAUAUCAACUUCAUGGACUUCAAACUGACUCUGCUAGACAAUCUUGUCUUCCUCAGCGACACCAUGACACCCAUCAAUAAGCAAACCACCGUUGACACCAGAUUUGAUUCUCAAAACGAUCUAAAGAGCAUGUCAGCUUGGUAUAAAUUGGCAAUCGCAUCAACACCUAUGUUCGAAAGCAACCCAAAUCUGCUCGACGCCAAAGCCCUGGAACUCUACAAAAUCUUCUCGUCGCAAACAGACAACCACUGGAAUACCAGAUUACAGGUCAGCUGGAAAAGGAUGGGGGAGGUUAUGAUGUCGUAUGAGUCACUUCACCAAAAAGUCGAACAACAAGUCGACCCGAAAGCUAGAAUCGGAUUUGAAGAUGAUGAAGAAGAAGAUUCACCAAACAUCUGCGGUGUGGUAGGGGAUCCUGAGCCUCCGCCACAUGUCGACAUCAUGGCCGACAAUGCGUCUCUUCUCGAGCUCUGGGCUGCCACAGUGACUGGCAGGGUAUAUCACUGGUUGAGCUGGCAGACUUGCUUGCAAAUUGGCAAUGCCGUCAUGGUGCUCUGUAUAGCAUCCGGUGAUGAUUUCCUCGAGCUGGAUCGAUCAAAAAAGGUGUCCAAACCCCGCAGACGAGGAUGGGGACGAGAGUAAAGUCACAAGCGACGAACAGCGCAUACUUAGACUCCAGUCCAUCGAGGUCAACAUCAUGGGCUUCUCACUGAUGCUACGAAAUAACUCGGUGUUCCUCAACAACGAGAUUAUAUCCCCAAGACAACCCUCCUGCACAUUUGACAGGGAACAGGAUAAAGAUUCAAUGUCAAAGUGGUACGAAUAUGCCAUCAACGCAACCUUCAAAAACGACACAGAACUACUCAAUCUCAAAGGCUUGGACUUGUUCAAACUUCUCUUACCACCUAAAC